AUGACCGAUAUGCAACAAACAGGUUCAAUACAAGGGCAAGGACCUGGACAAGAAUUACAACCUAAUCAGCCCACUAGCCAAAAUCCUCCUCAAAAUGCUGAAAAUCAGGGACAAGUUUAUGAACAACCUAGAGAAGUCAGCUUCAAUGUUAAUGAAAAUUAUCAAAUCCUUGAAGUUGUAGGGGAAGGAGCAUAUGGAAUUGUUUGUUCAGCUGUUCAUAAACCAACUAACCAGAAAGUUGCCAUCAAAAAGAUUGAACCAUUUGAGAGAUCAAUGUUAUGUUUAAGAACCUUGAGAGAAUUAAAACUUUUGAAACACUUCAAUCAUGAAAAUAUCGUUAGCAUUUUGGCAAUUCAAAGACCCGUAAAUUAUGAAUUGUUCAAUGAGAUUUAUCUCAUCCAGGAAUUAAUGGAAACUGAUUUACAUAGAGUCAUACGAACUCAAAAAUUGAGUGAUGAUCACAUUCAAUACUUUAUUUAUCAAACUUUGAGAGCUUUGAAAUGUUUGCAUUCGGCCAAUGUUUUACAUAGAGACUUAAAACCAUCGAAUUUAUUAUUAAAUUCGAAUUGUGAUUUGAAAAUUUGUGAUUUUGGAUUAGCAAGAAGUAUUGCUAGUAGUGAAGACAAUUUCGGUUUCAUGACAGAGUAUGUUGCCACAAGAUGGUAUAGAGCUCCAGAAAUUAUGUUAACUUUCCAAGAAUAUACAACAGCCAUUGAUGUUUGGUCAGUGGGUUGUAUAUUGGCGGAAAUGUUAAGCGGUAGACCACUAUUCCCAGGAAGAGAUUAUCAUAAUCAAUUGUGGUUAAUCAUGGAAGUUUUGGGAACCCCUAACAUGGAAGACUAUUACAACAUCAAACUGAAAAGAGCCAGAGAAUAUAUCAGAUCCUUACCAUUUUGUAAAAAAAUCCCUUUCCAAAAUUUGUUUGCCAACAUAAAUAAUCAAAUCAAUCCUUUAGCAUUAGAUUUAUUAGAAAAACUUUUGAUUUUCAACCCCACCAAAAGAAUCACCGUUGAUGAUGCCUUAAAACAUCCUUAUUUAAAAUUAUAUCAUGAUCCUAACGAUGAACCAAUAAGUGAGAAAAUUCCUGAAGAUUUCUUCGAUUUUGAUAGAAAGAAAGAUGAAUUGACAAUCGAAGAUUUGAAGAAAUUAUUAUAUGAUGAAAUCAUGAAACCUUUAUAG
Yamadazyma jaroonii is the source of this 1179-nucleotide messenger RNA. Lineage: Eukaryota; Fungi; Ascomycota; Pichiomycetes; Serinales; Debaryomycetaceae. The record is from the annotation of a GenBank genome assembly.